CAAAGGAUAAAACAUCGCCACGACGAUCGCCCGAAUGAGGUAAAUCGGCAGCAGACGAUCGGUCAACUUUACGAAGUAGGUUUGCUGAGCCACAUCGUCGUCGAUCAAGGGUUCUCAACUAUAAAUCUCUCGAACGACGUUGAAGUUGAGGUCCAUAUCAGUCUACGCUGUACAAUCGAAUAUCGUCAUGCAACUAUCCAAAGAAUUCUCCCAGGAUGGCCACCCCGUCAUCUUGGCCCUGCGCAUAAGCGCCGUGCUGAGCGCGCUGAUCGCCUUAAUCGUCUUUGCCUGGGCCGUGAAAGCGCACGAGACCGUGUUCUCCGAUGUUAAUGGCUCUUCUUUAUGCCUUAUCGUGCUUAUAACCGUGGCCUAUGCCUUCGUCUGGUCCACGGUCGCAUUGAUCGUACGAUUGGUGUUCAACCGCCCCCUGCAUGCCGGCAUCUACAUUGCCCUGGACCUCCUGGGUUUUGGCGCCGUGGUGGGUUCGACCAUUGCCAUGCUGGUGGCGCUGGAGCCAUACGGAAUGGACUACCAGUGCGUCAAGGACCCGUGCGCAACGAACGUCGGCCAGGUGCAGGCGUUCGGGGCCGCCAUGUCUCUUCUAGAUGGGGCGCUGCAUUUGACGCUGUUUGUCUGGGCGUGCUGGGCAUGUCGGUCGACAAAGACGCAGGGGCGGAAGACGGUGGACGCUUGACCUCUCCUUUUUGGUUCUUGUUGAAGUUCACUUUCUGAAGCCAUGUUGAAUUAUGGUAAUGUCUAAUGUUUAAUGCUAUUAAUGUUUAAUCGGCUGUCAUGGUUCGGUAGUCCGUCAAACCGGUUUGUCUACGCAGGGCUGCAUUAAUCUAUCCGCUGCACGACCGUUUCACAACCGUUUCAAGUUGCUCCGGCAGAGAUUUCACCGGCAUGCAGGAGAGAACUAGGAGAUAUCAGAUUCACUUAAAUGACAGCCGGCUCCACCGG
Aspergillus steynii IBT 23096 is the source of this 960-nucleotide messenger RNA. RefSeq lists its product as uncharacterized. The record is from RefSeq and is a predicted model, not a curated record. The coding region runs from base 188 to 694 and encodes 168 amino acids. NCBI's taxonomy places the organism in Eukaryota, Fungi, Ascomycota, Eurotiomycetes, Eurotiales, Aspergillaceae. The transcript has 3 exons.